Messenger RNA from Haliotis rubra (blacklip abalone), 832 nucleotides. RefSeq lists its product as uncharacterized. The coding region runs from base 18 to 770 and encodes 250 amino acids. Lineage: Eukaryota; Metazoa; Mollusca; Gastropoda; Lepetellida; Haliotidae. The transcript is spliced from 4 exons. The record is from RefSeq and is a predicted model, not a curated record.
UUAUCUACAGAAGCGAAAUGAAGGUCCAGAUCUGCCUCCUUGUCCUGGUAGCCUUCGUGGCUCAUUGUUCCGCCUUUUAUGGUAGGCAACCAGUGAGGACAACCAUAGACCCAUGGCCCCAAGAAGGGACCAUGACACGCCGGACCACCACCAGAAGAACAACAACAACGACCAUCCCGACAACCACCACUCCGGAAGUGCCCAGUGGCCGCGAGCUCUGUGCCGAUCUCAGUGCCAACGGUGACUGCUCGUUCUAUUUGUGCUUUUUCAACACCCAGCAAGUCUGCAAAGUGGGUGACUCUCCAGCAUUCGAAGUCCUCGCAUCUGUGUGUAUUGAAUCCGAGGACGUCCAGGACCAGAACCAGUUUGAUUACAGGGGUAACAGUUAUAUCCUUAACUACCGGAAAUGCACCCAGAAGCGUCUCCUCGAGGCUGUAAACAGCCGCAGGUGCUCUCAGAUUAACGAUAAGGCUGAGGAGAUCCUUCUCACUGACGACAUCAUCUGGGACUGUUUGUACCAGAACCAUACUCUCUGUGACGUCAUCGAGAACAGCGACAACUCUGCUGGCCUCGCCGCCAUCUUCCGGAAUAUCAUGUCUUACGAGGAAUACAACAUGAAGAUCUUUCAACACCUGCUUCGUCGUGUCAACAGCCAAUGUGGCAGCGAUGCCGGCCGCAAGUUCGCCGACGACUUCGGCCAAACAUACCUCAGUAACAUGCAAAGCAUGAUGCCUGGUAUGAUGGGAGGUAAUGGCGGCGACCGGAAGUAGCUACGUCACUUCCGGUACGUGACGAUAACACUUAUUCAGAGAAAUAAAUGGUGUUUAAGGUA